Messenger RNA from Dromaius novaehollandiae (emu), 5174 nucleotides. RefSeq names its product coiled-coil domain containing 78 (gene CCDC78). Gene Ontology annotation, cellular component: cytoplasm. The record is from RefSeq and is a predicted model, not a curated record. Bases 2723 to 4444 code for a protein of 573 amino acids. The transcript is spliced from 15 exons. NCBI's taxonomy places the organism in Eukaryota, Metazoa, Chordata, Aves, Casuariiformes, Dromaiidae.
CCGGGGAGGGGCGGGAUGCAGCGACGGGGCCGGGCUGCGCUCUGCGUGCUCGCAGCGUCGGUGUGGUGGGGCCGUGGCCGCGCUGCAGGGCUGCAGCGGCGUGAGGCUCUCUGGCCUCGAAGCCGCUGCCGCCGCCUCGUCUGCAGCGCCGAAGGUGCCUUUGGCGGUCAGCAGCGAGAGCAAAACCCGGUACAACAGUGGCGUUUUGCCUCUUUAGUGGGGACUAAUGGAAAAUACAUAUUUUUACCCUUAUUUUUGCCCUUGAGAGGUGAUGGAGGUUUUUGUUUCCAGUGACAUGCUGAAGUGUCAUCAUUGCCUGAUCUGCUGUGUGUGGCAUAAGCCAGCACAAAAUCUGCUUUGUGUUCCCAGUUUGUCUGGUGCUGGUACAGCACCUGGCACGAUCAUGUUUUUGCUUCACAACUGGAUCUCAGAGGCACUGUAGUAUCAUAAACAAUACACAUAGAUAUGUGUUCUCAUAUGGCUUCUCAGCACUGCGUUGUGCUGGGUCGUGGAUCUGGGAAGGAGAAGUGAGUUUGCGCAGCCGAUGGAAAAAGGUUUUGUAAGAAUUUGAAACUCCUGUUCGCACAACAUCUGCCGUUUCCCAUGUUUUAACUGUUCUUGCAUUUCCACAACAUAGCGCAAAAUCAAGACACCGGGGCGCACACAAGCACCCCCGCGUGGGCACUGUAGCCUGGUGGAGUGGCUUGCUUUGCUGCCGUCCUGGGGAGCGUGCUGCUUGGCUUCUUGCCCUGGGCUUUGGGGACCUGGGUGAGCUGUUCCUGGAUGAGCUGGUGUUGAGCUGCCCAGCGAUGGGAGCAGGGGGGGUUGGUUGUCUCUUGAGCGCCAUGGCAUGAGCCAGCCUGCCUGUGCCUCCCUGAACCACUGCGUGCACCCGUGGCUGGCUGUCCUCAGAGGGCAGGGCUGGGAUGGAGAGCGGGCAUGAGACAGCGUGUGUCUGGGGAGCAGAGCUUCAGACCUUCUCAUUAGCGUGCCAGAGCACCCACUGGAGACUUCCAAGUAUCCCCGUGCCCGUGGGCGGUGUGUGAAUUUGGCUUCCUGCUAGGCAGGGGGUAUGAAGACACUGCGAAUUCUCAUCAGUGCUUUCAUUACCUUAAUAAAAUUAUUUAAGGGCUAUUAAGUUCUGCAGAAAAAUCAGACCUAAUUGCCUGUUUCAUUAGGUUAUCCUUCCCUGAGCCCCCAAAAGGCUCUGCAACUUGGUCUCUCUUCCGUGUCCAUUUGUGAAAUCCACCCCGAGGUAUUAGGGAAUCUUUUCCAACAACCUGGACCAGAUGCCAGCGGUGAAGAGCUAGUACAUUCUGCUCAGCACAAAGCUUAUCUCAAGACAGUCCCCUGUCUUCCUCUUCUAUAGUCUUAGCUUCAACAGAUACUAGAGAGUUAUUCAGAGCUGCCUUCUUUUUGAAUGUUGUAUCAUCAAAGCUUUUCUUCUGUAAGAGAGAAAUUCUUACCUAAGCUCAUGUGCUUGGCAGAAGCAGCAGAGCAAACAGGCUCAAAUGAGAAUAAGGCCUGGCAUCCCUUUUACCCCGUGACUGUCAUUCACCAAGUUUUCCCAGCAUUAUCCAUUUUGUCUUACACUCACUGUUAGGGUCUUGUGUCAGAGGUUCUGUUCUUGCAGUUUUGAUUUAGUACACGCUUGGGAAGUAUCCUGUUCAGGCCCAGUUCACCAGUUGCUGUCAGCAGCAUUGUAUAGACCAGCACAAACCAGAUAUAGUGCACUCUGGGCUAAACAGAGUUCAACAUGCCUCUAACCAUGAGUGAACAUUGACUAGCGAGCUGGUACAAAUUCCUUUGAGUCUGCAGUGAGACAAAGUUCAGCUAUGGCAAUGACUGACAGAGCUAUAGGGGAAGCAGAGCUUCCUAGAGGAACUGCUGGUACCACUCAAUUCAGGUAACUUCUUCAUAUGUCCUGGGAGGUCUUUUAAUCUCAGCAUGUAACUACCUUUUGUAGGAGUUUAUUUCAGUGUAUGUUUUGUUUUAAAACUCACCCGUUUUUCUACAGAGCAUCCCCGAUGCUAAUUGAUAAGUUUGGGAGAGUCUUUCUUCGGCUGUAUCUUGGUCAAAGCUCAAAGACACUGGUACCCAUUGGGUUGCUCGUUGGCCUUUCAUAGUUGUGUUACUGUCUUUCCUUGAUGACACAGGAGAUACAAGUAUUGUAGAGGCGAGGAAAAAGCUGCAUGAAAGCAAGUUGAUAUUAGAUGCUGCUGGACAACCUUGAAACCAGUGGCUUGAUUCGUGGGAGACAGGCCCCGUUGUGAAAUUUAUAUCCAGAUCUGAAAUUCUCUAAAGAUCCCUGCAACUGAGACUGAGGCCAUUCCUAUAGCAUGGAUUUGAGGUUUAGACCUAUGUGUAAUAUAAACGGAGUAGCGCUUCCUGCGGUCUGUAUUACUUCACUGGGAGUGCUGUGUUAAGCUCCUCAUUUAAAGUAUCUGCUAUGUGCUAUUUUAGGAAUAUGGGUAUCCCCUGAAAAGUGUCACUUCUCUUCCUCUGACUUGCCUGGGGCGAGUGUAAUAAUUUGCUCCAACUUAAGUUCAGGGUGGGUGCCACACCCUCUAGCAACCAAAGUUGAUAGCAACGUUCCUUGUGCUGUACCUAGAGGAAAAAGUAGCUCUCACAGAGAUCCUUAGACUUCUCCUUAGCUCUUCAGUCACUGGCUGCCCAAUAUCCUGCAGAGAUCCUGGCCUCCAAGCACUGAGCCUAUGAACACAUGGAUUUUGGAAGUGCUGCAGGGAACGAGGACAUAAGUGCUCUGGCAGAGCAAGUGCAGCAUCUCACUAAUGAAAGUGUGCAGUUGCAAGAUAGGAAUGAGAGGCUGUACGUGAAGCUUGGAGACAUGCAGGAGAGGAUGGGGAAGCUGGCUGGCUCCAAAACAGAUUCGUCAACCAGACUGGUCUUCAGUGAAGAGGAAAAACUGAAGAUUUCCAAAGACCUCAUUGAUCUCCAGAUUGAGACAAACAAAAUGAGGGAGCAGUAUGAGACAGAGAACUUUGAACUGAAAAAUAUGAUCCUGGCCCUGGAGAACCGUGUGCUGGAGCUGGAGCUCUCCAGUGAGAAAGUCACCGGGGAGCGUGAUGCCUUGCAGGAACGUCUGCAUGCUGUGGAGACCAAUCGGAAGGAGCUGGCGGAUGAGUACAUCAUUUUGAAAAGCAAUUACCUGGCGCUAGGCAAAGAACUUGACCAAGAGGUCAUGAAGAAUGAAGAGCUCAGCCUAGAACUGCUCAACCUGGCCAAUGCCAGGAGCAAGCUUCCCCACACGCAAGACAACCGCUACCACUCCCACACCAGGGACGACAAAUCCUCAGCUGAGCUGGAAAGAGUGCGUGCAAUGGUCCACCGUCUGUCUGCACGGAAGGUGAAGCCAGAAGAUGUAGUUGCCUCUGAGCAUGAGCGGCAAAAGCUGGAGAGAAAUUUGCUUGGAAACCAAGAUCACAUAAAAGUGGAGCUUGAAAAAAUGAAGAAAACCUAUGAUUCGCAGCAGCAGAAGCUGGAAGAGAGAGUGGUCACAAUGGGGAAGGAGCUGCAGGAGGCAAAGAGAGCAAUCCGCGACACCCAGCACAAACUGGCGGAGCAGUCAGCAGUGCUGCUCACCUCCCAGAGCCAGCUCCAGGAGGUGGAGGCGGAGAACUCCCGGCUGCAGCUCAGGCUGAAGGAGUUGAACGAGGAGUACCGCUCCCGGCUCACGCAGUACAUCAAGGACCUGGCGGACUACAUGGACAGCAAAUCCGGCAACCUGAAGGGGCCUAGCAAAGGCCCAGCUAAUCAUGCUUACAUGAAACGCUUUGUGGACGGCAUGCUGAAGGAUAUCAAGGCUUCGCACAAGUCUCGGGAAGAGCAGCUAGCUGGAGCGGCACGUGGCUACAAGAAACGCAUGAGAAACUUAGUCAAGAAGCAUGAAAACCUGCUGAUUGCUUACAGGAUGCAGCGAGAGCAGAUCCAGUGCCUGGGCAGCAGCGAUAUGGACUCUGGCCCUGCUGAGUUCCACUUUUCCAUCACAGACCCAGAGCUGCUGACAAACACAACCCAGGAGUUAAACCGGCUGCGGCAGGAUAAAGCAAAACUGGAGAUGCAAUUGCAUGAAUUGCAGGAGAAGAAAAGACUGAGAGAAACCUCUGGCUUUGGGCUAUCCCCUGAGCAGAAGCUGGAUGAAGAGGGCUGGGCAGAGGUCAGGAAGCAGCUCCGGGAGUUUGCACAUACCACCCAGGAGGAUUUGGAGACAGAGAGAAGCCAGCUGCUGACUCGGGCAGUCGUGGCGGAGGAACAGGUGUCGGAGCUGCAGGAAUACAUCGAUAAGCAUCUUGCAAGGUACAAGCAGGAGAUCCUCCGCUUAAGGAAACUUGUUGGCAGCGAAGUACCACGUGCGCUCAGUGCUGGGGCCGCUGACACUCACUUAUUGCAGAGAUCCAAAAGGACCAUCAGCCAUGAACUAUAGCUCUUACCCAUGCCUCCAAGAAGCAGCAGAACUGGAGGAAAGAGCAGGGUUUAAAAGCUUUCCCUUCUGUGAAUUGGCCAAGGCAAGUAUUCAUCCCCUGGCUGAGGGCUGGGACACACAGAGAAGGAAACCACGUGGGUGUUCUCAGUCUCAAAUUAACAGUACUAAAAUGGGACAAGACAACUGUGUCUUGUCUAUCCUCUGACCCCUUAGCUGUAGGAAUGGUUCUGAUGUUCCCUGAGCACAGCACAACUGGGGACACGAGGUCAGUUUCCCAGGCAGCUUUUUACUGCACGACUGCAGUGACAGGUUCCCACUCCUGCCUUUGGCUGGGAUGGUGCGGUAACAUUUCUGCCAGGUCAGACCCAAAGCGAAGCACUCCAAGGGCUAACUGCUUCUGCCUCUGCUCCCUCCGGAGCUUGUGAGGGAUGAGGCCAGGGAUGGUUCAGGCUAAACUUGGGCUCUAAGAGGUUAGACAGAGGGGAUCAGCUGCUCUUUCACGGUGGGAAAAUACUAUUUCUCUGUGUUUGGUGGAGAGGUGGACACAUGCCAUCCUGAGCCCUCUUCCAAAGGACUUUGGAGCAAAGCUUGAAGCAGGGGGCACACUGGCUCCAGAAUCACCUUGCAGCUCAAAAGCAGAGUGAAUGUCUCAAAGAAAGACCUGUCCAAAUAUUUAUUGUGAAAAAUUAAUCACAAAUAAACUAACAAACAUACAGAAAGAGGCACUGAA